Messenger RNA from Cantharellus anzutake, 1240 nucleotides. RefSeq lists its product as uncharacterized. The coding region runs from base 338 to 964 and encodes 208 amino acids. The transcript has 2 exons. Lineage: Eukaryota; Fungi; Basidiomycota; Agaricomycetes; Cantharellales; Hydnaceae. The record is from RefSeq and is a predicted model, not a curated record.
ACAACGAGGGAAUCUAUCUUCCGACCUGGCGACUCACAGGCGGCUGCCGGUCGCGGCCGCGAUCACCACUCCACAGGUGGCCAUCACGCUGGCAAGGUGGCGUAUGUCGAUGCUGGUGAUGGAACUGGCGCUCCAAGCAGUGGCUCACAUGAAACCCAUGGGGUGUACGAUCAACCCCCUUUGAUGGCUAGCGGCUCUUCCAAGUAUCCGUCGCAAUUCCCUCCUCCCACUGUAGCACGCCUAGAUAGGGAGCAUAUGCUGGACGAUGAGUUUUCGCUGACGGAAUCAGAGCGGUACAACCCUUACGUUGUUCAAGAUCUCCCCAUUGGUAAAGAGAAUGAUGUUCGUGAUAAGAGGUCCACCAUACAACAGAUUACCCGGCUUUGUAUUCACCGACGGGAAAGGUGGAUUUUCUUCCUGGCAAAACGCGCACAUGCAGUCGCAGCUCUCAGAUGAUCAAAGAGGCUACACUGGGUUUCCCUCGUAUUAUACGCAUCCUCAACCACCAAUCAUGACUAGCUAUCACCAUCCGGAUGACCCUCUUGCAAACCCCCAACUAGGGCAGGGACCAUCAUCGCCUGCGGAGAGCAAUGGCAGGCGUAGGUCAGCCAACACAUGGUCAGUAUCCCACAAGCACAGGUCGGAUGGCACAACCGGACUCUCAACCUAUACACUGGAAUCGGACUUCUAUGGUGGCUACGCAGAAGACUCCGCCUCCCCCGAGACACACAAGCAUGACGCCGUAGUGGAUGAUCAAAGCGAGAUCACGAGAAGACGCUUCACUUUGAAUCGACCUGAAGUCGCAGGACCUAGCGAGGAGACGGGAGACCCUAGAUUAGAUGAGGACGCGAUAGCACAAAUUAGAACAAGGCGAGCAGCCUUUGCAGCUGGCCAGGUGGACAGUCACACCAGUGAGGUGACUCUCAGGGAUGAUCAGGACUACUCAAGGAGAAUCCUUAAAUAAUUCGCGUAUAUCUUGUGACUUUGGUGAAAAAAGCUGUGAUAUUCAUGUAGAUUAGAGUGUUGCCUUCGUUCAUGUUCUUGUCCUUGCUCCUUCACCGUGUAUCUGAUGUAUGUGCCCAACCCAUACGGGAUGCAUGUUCGGUCCCUUUUGACACAUGCCAAAACCUGACCGCCCAUUUGCAUAUGAUGUAAAUAUCUCUUUAUGAUUCAGAUGAUCGGUGUCCCAUGCUGUUCAUCCAGUGAUCUAGUGACGGUGUUGAUUUGGGUAUCCCUUUGA